This is a messenger RNA of Cotesia congregata, 591 nucleotides long. NCBI's taxonomy places the organism in Eukaryota, Metazoa, Arthropoda, Insecta, Hymenoptera, Braconidae. The record is from the annotation of a GenBank genome assembly.
AUGGACGUGUUAGAAGAAACCACCGAUCCAAAGCCAGUUACACAUCAAUCAGACAAUGCAUUAGUAUUUCGUGCAACAAUAACAAGUAUAAUGAAAAAUAUCUGCGAGUCUGUGAGUGAGGAAGAAUUUUCAAAAUGUCUCACGUACUUGAGCUCAAAACCUGCGAUAGUAGGAAAAUUACACAAAAUUCUGAUGAAAGACAUGUAUGAGAGUAUGGAGACAGAGUUGGAAGAAAUUUUAUCAGAUUUAAACCUAGCCAGUGGACUUGGGAAAUUGAAGGAGUUAACUGCAGAAACAACACGUCGUCCGGAUGAAAUAGCAUGGAGACCGCCUGGAAACGUUAAAGAGCAUUUAAGAACUCUUGAUGCAAUGAAAAUUAUAGCAGAAAGCAAGAAACUGGAAGAGAUAUUGAGUAAUUUAGAAGCUGAGAAUACUUUACUACGUGAACGAGUUAAAGAAAAAAGAAGCUUAGCUCAUAAAGUUGAAGACCGAGUGACUCGAGCAUUUAAGUCCGGUUCUCUUUCACUUUCACAUAUGGAAAAAACAUCUGAAUCUAUGCAAAAUUAUUUAAAAAUACUUGGGAAUGAUUAA